GGGAAGAUGCCGUCGGUUUCGAAAGCUGUGUCGCGGGGCGGCGGGGCCGGUGGGUCCCCGCAGACCGAGCAGCCGACGCAUUAUACGUAUCUAAAGGAAUUUAGGACAGAGCAGUGCCCCCUAUUUUUGCAGCACAAGUGUACCCAGCACAGACCAUUUACCUGUUUUCAUUGGCAUUUCCUAAAUCAGCGUCGUCGUAGACCUAUACGAAGGCGUGAUGGGACUUUUAACUACAGUCCAGAUGUUUAUUGUACAAAAUAUGAUGAAACUACAGGAAUCUGCCCAGAUGGAGAUGAUUGUCCUUACCUGCAUCGAACAACAGGGGAUACAGAAAGGAAGUAUCAUCUCAGAUAUUACAAGACUGGAACAUGCAUUCAUGAAACAGAUGCCCGGGGUCACUGUGUGAAGAAUGGAAUUCACUGUGCCUUUGCCCAUGGUCCACAUGACCUUAGGCCACCAGUAUAUGAUACAAGAGAACUUCAGGCGCAGGAAACCUUACAGAAUGGGCAGCUAGGAUGUGGUGAGGCUAUUCCAGAUGUGCAACCAGGAAUUUUAGCAAGCCAGGCAAUGAUUGAGAAGAUCCUUAGUGAAGAUCCAAGAUGGCAGGACACAAAUUUUGUGUUAGCUGGCUACAAGACAGAGCAGUGCACCAAGCCACCCAGACUCUGCCGCCAGGGUUAUGCCUGUCCGCACUACCACAAUAGUCGCGACAGAAGACGAAACCCCAGAAAAUUCAAAUACAGGUCCACUCCUUGUCCCAGUGUAAAACAUGCAGAUGAAUGGGGUGAACCUUCAAGGUGUGAAAAUGGAGAUAGCUGUCAAUAUUGCCAUUCUCGUACCGAGCAGCAGUUUCAUCCUGAGAUUUACAAAUCUACCAAGUGCAAUGACAUGCGGCAGACAGGCUACUGCCCGCGCGGCCCCUUCUGUGCCUUUGCACACGUUGAAAAGGACACCAUGAAUGUAGUCAUACUGAACACUGGGUGUCAAUCACAGCCAGGAGCUCACCUGUUUUCAGCAGACAGCGUAGGAAUUGCAAAUGAAUGGAGCAGCAGUCUUAACUCCACAAACAGCAUUACAGAUAGCAGUGGGCAGUCUGGAAAUAUUUCCUGUUCUUCAAGUCCAACUGUAACAUCAAGUUCUGGUAGCACUAGUUCUUUAUCACCCCUUGGACCACUUUGUAGGCAGAGAUCAUUAGCAAAUGGUGGUUUGUGUUCUGAGUCUAGCACAUCAGCUGUUUCUUCACCCACAUCCAGCUAUCCAAAAGCACCAGGCUUUGAACGAGAAGAUCAGGCAAAGCAUCGAAGCUUCCCCGCUGAGAAUCAGCAGACAGUAAAUGAACAAGACAACAAGCAGAACCACCUCAGUGUUUUUUCAGCAGUUAACCCGCUUGCUUCAAGUAUAACUUCCAGUCUGGCCUCCAGUCUUGGAUCAGAUAGUUCAUCUCCUACAGCUGUCUCUGCUAUCAGUGCCAAAGCUCUCCAGUUCUACUCCGGCAGUAACACAGUUGAGUCAGUAAUAGGUUCUGCUUUAGAUUUGCAUUUUAAUGACGUGAACGUCGCAUCCAUAGAUAGAGAAUUAGAAGAUCAAGAAGGCAGUGACCUUGGAUUAGCAAGUCAAAGAUUACUGGGAAGCUCAGCACCUGUCAAUAUUCCAGGUUCUCUUGUUCGUUCCUCGUCUUUACAUUCAUCAUCAUCCCUCUCAACCUCUCCGCUCAGCUCUCUUUCGCAGUCACUCUCUCAGUCUUUUGCGUCAUCCACUACGGUUCCUCACCACCAGCAGCCUCAGCCUUUGAAGACAGAGCAUAGUAUGUUAGGCACCUCAGCCUCUUCUCACAACUCUUUAGGUUUAAAUGGUGUUACAGGGAGCAUUUGGGAUUUUGUAACUGGCAGUUUCUCUCCGAGUCCUUCCCCAGUACUAAGCAGUGGCACUACCCCCUCAAUAAGUUCAAGUGCCAAUGGGAAUGAACUAACUCGAGUUAGACAGGAACUUGAUGAUGCUAAGAGAAAACUAAAACAAUGGGAAGAAUCUUGGCAACAAGUGAAACAGGCAUGUGAUGCAUGGCAGAAAGAGGCUCAAGAAGCAAAAGAACGUGCGACCAUCGCGGAUGCGGACAAACAACUCGCCCUUCAGAAGAAGGAGGAAGUGGAAAAUCAGUUAAGAAAGCUGAAGGCACAAUUAGCUUCUUGCCUGUCUACUGCAUUACCUUAUAUGAAAAACUAUGGAGAUAUAGAGAAGACAUCCUUGCCAAAGCUUCUUUCUUUACAAAAUCGGCUGCACCUAGAUUUAGAAACAAUAGAUGAGGUGAUUUUUCAGCUUCAGUCAAAGAAGUGUGUCCUAUGUCAAGAAGAUGAUCGUGGCAUUAUCCUGAAUCCAUGCCAACAUUAUGUACUUUGUGAUCACUGUGCAGCUGCACAAGAAGAAUGUCCCUGCUGUCAGAAAAACAAUAAUCUCUGGUAGUAGACAGGAGUGGUACUCGUGCCCUGCUCCUGAGGGAAAGCAUUUUGAGUUCCUGUAUUUUAGAUAAGAAUGAUGUCCCUCGUAAUUAACCCAUUGAAUAGUGGUAGAAUGAUUCCCAUUUUGAUGUGAUAAACUCCAUUGUCUUAAGAUAGAGAAUAAGGCUUGCUCACCUUUACAUAUCAGCUUCAGUCCUUUGAUGAAGCUCUAGAGUCCUGAGGUGGUUACAUUCCCUCCCAAUCUCAUGGCAGCCUUUUCUGACUUCCACUUAACGUUGCACAAGCUACUUAGGUUCAUUUGCACUUUGUAUGAAUCUUACCACGAUGCCUGAAUGAAAUGUUUGUGUCUGUUAUUUUCAUCAACAGAGGAUGGAUGUGUAGCUACAGUAACUACACACAGCAGCACAAGUGGCCCCUUGGCCCUGUCUGUUGCGUGUGAAAUGCCGGAGCCAGGAUUUCGGGAUUGGCCUAACACUAUGUUUACUUGGAUGUUUGAAAAACUCUUGAUUAAUAUAAAAGCACUUUUUAAUUAUUGUGUUCUGUUGGAAGAGAUGUUGCAAAUUGCUUCAAGCUGCUUUCUAGGUCUGAUUGUUUAUUUUUUAAUAUGCAAUAAUAGGGUGUGUUAUAUGUGUACUGUGAAUGUAAAAGUAUUCCACAUGGUUUUACUGUUAAACCACAAUAUGGUGACACAUAGAAACGACAACUUAAUGUAGUUUUUCUACAGUUUAUAAGUUAACUGCAUCCUGUAGUGCUUAGAAAUGUUACCAGCAGAGACAGAAAACAGGGAUGGCACUUCUGCUUUCAUCUCCAAACACGUGGUUUCAAUUUUGUGAGAGAGAGAGAGCAGCUUUUAGUAUUCCAACUGUGCGCUUUCAUAUUUCCCUCAGUUUGGGUGUUUAUAGUCUUCAAAGUGUUUUGUACAUCUCCUAACCUGAUCAGGAGCAGAUAUGAUGUGUGUAGUUAUUACCAAGUGCCUAUGCCCAGUAUCCAAUAAAAUGGCAGAAGACAUCCAAA
Messenger RNA from Dryobates pubescens (Downy woodpecker), 3467 nucleotides. RefSeq names its product unk like zinc finger (gene UNKL). The coding region runs from base 7 to 2457 and encodes 816 amino acids. The record is from RefSeq and is a predicted model, not a curated record. NCBI's taxonomy places the organism in Eukaryota, Metazoa, Chordata, Aves, Piciformes, Picidae. The transcript has 16 exons. Gene Ontology annotation, molecular function: metal ion binding.